Messenger RNA from Drosophila ananassae, 1882 nucleotides. It is a transcript of the gene MESR6, whose product is annotated as UPF0489 protein C5orf22 homolog. The record is from RefSeq and is a predicted model, not a curated record. Bases 181 to 1650 code for a protein of 489 amino acids. Lineage: Eukaryota; Metazoa; Arthropoda; Insecta; Diptera; Drosophilidae. The transcript is spliced from 2 exons.
UUGAUAAACACUGGAUUUGGUGACAGUGUUGGGAAUGUGGCGCCAUUAAACAGCUGAUAAGGUCAAAGACUUCCCAAAAAUUAAAUACAAAAGAAAUUAAGUCUGCUUACUGUGCAAGAAAUAGAAAGGACGUACUCAAAACUUCCCAGUGCUGUGCAGAAACAUAAAACCCGAGGGCCCAUGGAAUCGGAUGCGCUGGACAAGGAGAGUGCGGCGGCAGCUUUGAAAAAGUUAACGCAAGGUGAAAGUCCCGAAAGUGCGGCAAAGGUGGGUGGUGGGGUGGUUGGGUCGAAGGGGGAGACGGAGGUUGGGGCCCCGCCAACAAAGAGACAAAAGACUGUAGAGGCAGCCAUUGAGCAGGAGGAAGAGGACGACAAUGAGGAGGAGUAUCUGGAGGAUGAGGAGAGCGAAGAGGAGGACGAUGACGAUGAUGACUCUGAUGGUGUCGACGAGGAUGGAGUUCCUCAAUUAGUACCCAUGGAACGGGUGCAGAGCACUCAAAAUAGUCUGCGUGCCUUUAGGCGCAUUCCCGUCUUCAUUGUGGACUAUCACAACGACGUCUUGGAGUUCAUCUAUCGCUGCCUGGGAACUCGUCACCUGCCACUGGAGGGCAACACCCUGGUGCACUUUGAUUCUCAUCCGGACAUGGUCAUACCCAGGCACAUACCAGCCAGUUCGGCCUACGACAAGGACGCCAUGCUCAACGAGCUGAGCAUCGAGAACUGGAUCAUGCCGACCCUCUAUGCAGGCCACUUCAGUCGCGUGGUGUGGCUAAAGAACUCGUGGUGCCAGCAGCUGCCAACUGGACGCCACGACUUUAAGGUCGGCCACAAAGAGGACCGCAUCGGCGUGGACUGUCCGCUGGACUACUUCAUAGCUGAUGGCAACUAUUGCACCACCGAGGAUCUCCAGGAGCCCAAGAGCGUCGAGCUGCAGGUUCACGAUGCCGACAACGAAAAUCUCGAUCCCAAGCACUUUCUCACAGAAAAGGACGCCAAGGGCUUUGUCCUGGACAUCGACUUGGAUUUCUUCAGCACCUCCAACCCGUUCCUAGAGAUCUACAAAGACGCCGAUUGUUACAAUCAGCUGAAGGAGAUAUUCCACUUCGAGAGCGUCGAGGUGGUCAAGAAAGCAGGCACUGCCUCCAUAGAGGACUACUUGGCCACGGCGGAUAGAAGGCAAACCCAAUUGGAUGCUUUGAAGCGAAUUUUCUGGCACCUCGAAGAUCAGCGUAAUUUUGAUGGACUGGAAAAACCCGAUGAGUCGGUCAUUACUCCUGAGAUCUACGCCAAGAUAGUCCGACUGGCUGAAACGCUUCAGGAGAAGUAUCCGGACGACGAGAUCGACUGGCAUUUGAUCUUCGAUUCGGGCAGCACCACCGAUAACAAUGGCUUACCCCACCACAUCAGCACUUCCGAGGAGCUGGAGGCGUACUUUGCGAAUUUUAAACGAUUUCUCGAGCGAUUGCCAGUUCCUCCAGUGGCCAUAACGAUGGCACAUUCGGCUCAGGAUGAUUAUUGUCCCCAGGAUCAGGUGGCCUUUAUCGAGGAUCGGGUGCUGCGACUGUUGCAAGAGGUAUUCCGUGAGAAGCUGCACGAGAAGGCCAUAUUGCACUACAUGGACGAUCCCUGGGAUGUGAUGAAGCUAUAAGCACACGGGGUUUUCCCCACCAACCAUCUCGAAUUGGUUCAAUAUAAAUUUUAUACAACUUUUUUGGUUUUUACAUUUGUCUAGCCAACGUUUGGUUGGGAAGAUCAAACUAAACAGAUCCCCAAGUAGUGAUUCCAAAACGAAAACUCAAUGAUGGAUAAUCCAUUUACGAUUAUAAUAUUUUUUACUUUUAAAUAUACGAAACGUAUUUAUUAUAAACAGACCAUAAAAA